AUGUGCACAAUGCCAGCAACAACAGAUGCAUCCGGCUCCGGCGAUGCAUCAACUGACCUCAUCGCAGCAAGGAGCCACUCCUGCCACCAAGGACGCCGCCUGAACUUGCGCAUAUUUAAACUUUUGAUUAGCUGCUGCCUCCUCUCUCUGUGCAUUUAUCCAAAUGCCUGGCACUUGUCCAUCGGCCCAGGCUCUGGAUCGGGAUCGGGACUGGGAUCGGGAUCCAUUUGGGUCUCGGCCGACAGCAUCAAGGGACGCGGCGAUGCCCACCGCCUGGACGAGAUGGGCCCCCACUCCCACUCGCACACCUCCUUCUCCGCAUCCGUGCCCUCCUCGUGGCUCACCCAGAGCAAUAACCAUGCAAAUAUAUCGGAGCUGCUGGACAAUCUGCUGCGCGGCUACGACAAUAGCAUUCGACCGGAUUUCGGUGGUCCUCCAGCAACAGUAGAAGUGGAUAUUAUGGUUCGCAGCAUGGGACCAAUAUCAGAAGUCGACAUGACCUACUCGAUGGACUGUUACUUCCGCCAAUCCUGGGUGGAUAAACGUCUCGCGUUCGAGGGGGCCCAGGACACGCUGGCACUGAGCGUCUCGAUGUUGGCCCGGAUUUGGAAGCCGGAUACGUACUUUUACAAUGGCAAGCAGAGCUAUUUACACACGAUUACCACGCCAAAUAAGUUUGUGAGGAUCUAUCAGAACGGACGCGUUCUGUACUCCAGCCGGCUGACAAUUAAAGCCGGCUGCCCGAUGAAUCUGGCCGAUUUUCCCAUGGACAUACAAAAGUGUCCCCUGAAAUUCGGUUCAUUUGGCUACACCACGUCCGACGUCAUCUACCGGUGGAACAAAGAGCGACCCCCUGUCGCCAUCGCCGAGGACAUGAAGCUGUCCCAAUUCGAUUUGGUCGAUUGUCCGGCUGGGAAUUUAACGGACAUUGUGUACAAGGCGGCGGCUCCUAGACCGCAACGUCGUCCAUUCAGCAACAAGGACCCACCACGACCCACCAGCAAGGUGCUGACCACUUUCGCCGGUCCGGCGGCAAAGAACCAGCAUGUCCGGGGCACAGGACUCAAGCUGGACAAGGGAGCUUUUGGCACCGGACGGGAUGCAACAGGCGGAGCAGGGUCCACCACCGGAUUAAGUGGCACCAUCACCCUGGAAACCAACCAUCCUUCGGAGUACUCCAUGCUGAUGGUUAACUUUCACCUGCAGCGGCACAUGGGCAACUUCCUGAUCCAGGUUUACGGUCCUUGCUGCCUGCUGGUGGUCCUCAGCUGGGUGUCCUUCUGGCUGAACCGCGAGGCCACCGCGGAUCGGGUUUCCCUCGGCAUCACCACCGUGCUGACGAUGACCUUCCUCGGACUGGAGGCUCGCACGGAUCUGCCCAAGGUGUCCUAUCCCACGGCCCUGGACUUCUUCGUGUUCCUCUCGUUCGGCUUUAUCUUCGCCACGAUCCUGCAGUUCGCAGUGGUGCACUACUACACUAAGUACGGAUCGGGGGAGUGCUACUUCAUUAUCGAGGAACUGGACUCGGAUUCGGGGGAGUCGGAGACGGAUCCGCUGACCUCCGACUUCCGGGACAGCACGGAGUCCAAGAUCUACGAGGUUAUUCCGCUGUCCAUGUGCGCAAUCAGCAUGCCGCCACCACCCAAUCGGCUGGGCAUGCUCACCUCCAGGAACCGGGGUCCCCGGAACAGACGACAUGGUCUGUGGAGCAUAAAGCUCCUGGGUCUCUUCGACUGGCGGCGAAGAAGAAAGCCGUCCCGAGCCGGCGACUCCGAUGAGGAGGUGGACGACGAGCAGACGCAGCUGAGGGCCAACGAGGUCCCAACCACAUCCGCGGCAGCUGCAGCGGCACAGGCGGCGGCACAGGCUGCCCGGAUCAGUCCUCCGUCUGGAGGUCGCCGCAGGAUGUCCUACUACCGACGCGAGGAGAUGGAGGCCCGGAGGAAGGGCAAACGAACCCCACAGUACAACUCCGUGUCGAAGAUCGAUCGCGCCUCGCGGAUCGUCUUCCCGCUGCUCUUCAUCCUGAUCAACGUGUUCUAUUGGUACGGCUACUUGUCGAGGAGCUCCCGGAUUUUGGCCAACACGCCGGAUGCGAGCACCUGAUGUUACCUUUUAGCAAUUUAGACAGGGUCCUCGAAGAAAUCAAUAAGCGAUCGCCGGCAGCGAACAGACACCUAAAAAGGGGCGUAAACGAUGCAUCCGCAGCCUCGCCGUUGAUGAUGCACCGUUUACACUUUGCUCUGAGACAACGCGUGGGGGGAAAAUCGGUUGGGGGUUCGGGAAAAGCAGGGGAUGGGUUUAACUUUUCAGAUUCAGUUACGCUCUUAUUCUGAUUUGCUACCAAACGUGACAACGCUUUAUGAGAUUUCUUUUCGCGCUAAAUUGCUAAAGUACAGAAAACAGAACUCAACUCUAACAUAUCAGAGGACUUUCUAUACGGACACCCUUUAAAAAUAUCGAGCUUUAACCGUCAAAAUACUGUGAGGAAAUUUUUGAAAACGUGUGUGUUCGUUUUUUCUUAAAAGUUCAUGUUAUUGUAUCAAUGAAACAAGCCAAACAAACGAGAUCUUCUGUGAUAGCUGCUUGCAAUAUUUUGACAAUUAGUUGCUAAAAGCAUAGGGUGUCCUGUAAAUUUGUUGUACAGCUAACCAAUAAGUUAAUUAGUUUCGUUUUUGUGUGUACUUUAAAUGGUUAAUGUUGAUUUAAACGUCACCGCACAAGGAAUUUGCACUUAGUUGAGGAAUUUGUUUAGUUCACAGCAAAUUACAGUUUUUACAUGGGAUCACCAAAAAAUAGGAAAACGUGUUAGGAAAUUGCCGUCUCUGCUUUUCUGUCCCGGCAAGUAAUAGAAGGUAAGCCAGUAUUUUAAUAAGUCACUCAGCCUAUAUUGUUAAUUCAACGAAAAAUUAUGGGGUCUGA
Drosophila suzukii is the source of this 2922-nucleotide messenger RNA. RefSeq names its product Glycine receptor (gene Grd). Lineage: Eukaryota; Metazoa; Arthropoda; Insecta; Diptera; Drosophilidae. Gene Ontology annotation, cellular component: neuron projection; plasma membrane; synapse. Gene Ontology annotation, molecular function: chloride channel activity; neurotransmitter receptor activity; extracellular ligand-gated monoatomic ion channel activity. Gene Ontology annotation, biological process: regulation of membrane potential; chemical synaptic transmission; chloride transmembrane transport. The record is from RefSeq and is a predicted model, not a curated record.